AUGCGUAGUUUCGCUAUAUCGAUUGCUGCCGCGGCACUCACCGACCUCGCACAUGCAGCCCCUGCUGCAUCAAGUUUCGGCACUAAUGGGUCACUCCCGAAUCUUGGGCUAUACCAAGAGCUCAUUGAGCUGGACUUGUUCCACAACGGCCUCGCCAAGUUCUCCGCAGAGGAUUUCCAAAACGAGGGCCUGAACGCGGACGACAUGUACCUCCUUCAGUUCAUGGCGGACCAAGAAGUAGGCCAUGCUACAGCCAUCGCAAUAUGCUCGGACUACUCGUACCCGUUCGAGACAGUUCGGGAGUUCCUCCAAUUCAGCGAGUUCGUCACGCGCUUCGGUGAAGCGGGCACUUAUGGCUUCCUCGAGCACUUGAACUCGCGCGAUGCUGCGCAGAUCGUCCUUCAGGCUGUCACGACUGAGGCUCGCCAAGAGAUGAUCUUCAGGCAAUUCGAGGGAAUCUUCCCCAUGCCGUUCUGGUUCAACCCCGCAAUCACUCAGAGUAUGCAGUGGACGCUCAUGGCCCCGUACAUCGUGGGCUGCCCCGACGACAACGCCCGCGUCGAGUUCCAGAACUUCCCUGCGCUCAACAUCACGAACAACCCGAACGUGACACAGUUGACGAGCAACUCCACGCCGGCCCUUCACGACCCCGGCGAGACCAUCUACCUGGAGUGGGAGAGCCCCGGCAAGUCAGUCGGCCCGAACAACUCGUAUGUCACAAACACGACUGCGGGCGACCCGAAGUUCAUCGCGUGGAUCUCGCAGCUGAACGUCACGUACACACCGCUCACGAACAUCAGCGGCAACAGCGGCCACACGACGCAGCCGAACCUCACGAUCUACAGCCAGUCGAAGUACACGGACGGAAGCACGGCGCCGCUCAUUAACGGCACUGUCUUCGUGCUCGUCACAGACGAUGAUACCAUCCAUGUUGUCGCAGGCCCUGCGGCCUACUUUUCGGGAUGA
Molecule: messenger RNA, 966 nt
Organism: Fomitopsis serialis
Lineage: Eukaryota; Fungi; Basidiomycota; Agaricomycetes; Polyporales; Fomitopsidaceae
Product: Rds1 protein
Exons: 8
Coding region: 1-966 (321 amino acids)
Source: RefSeq, a predicted model, not a curated record